This is a messenger RNA of Trichoplax adhaerens, 1029 nucleotides long. RefSeq lists its product as uncharacterized. Gene Ontology annotation, biological process: receptor-mediated endocytosis; intracellular protein localization. Bases 1 to 1029 code for a protein of 342 amino acids. Lineage: Eukaryota; Metazoa; Placozoa; Uniplacotomia; Trichoplacea; Trichoplacidae. The record is from RefSeq and is a predicted model, not a curated record. The transcript has 10 exons. Gene Ontology annotation, cellular component: endocytic vesicle; apical plasma membrane.
AUGGAGAAAGUGUGUUUUAUUUUGGCUCUGACAGCCAUCUACGGCGCUGUCGCUCAAAAUAUUCCUACUUAUAAGCAAUGGAUACCCAACACUAAUUACAACAAUCCCGAUAAUUGGAGUAAGAAAAGAUUGCCGUGCAGUCAAGAUACAAUAACAUUCCAAAAAAGCAACUACACGGUCUACCUUCAAAAUACUUUAUCGGUACAAGAAUUGAUUUUGCCUGUCGAUGGCGACUUUGUUCUUGAGGAAGGAUUUACUAUCGAAGCACCACCGACACCAUCGUCUUCACCGACUUCAUCUCCUUCAUCUCCUCCAUGUCAAACAGGUGGAUCGCCUAACGUUUUUAUCGGAGAUAUCCCUAAAAAUUGGUUCAACCCGUCUAACUGGUUCACUGUUGAUGGACCUACAGGAUCAAGCAUUCCUGGAAAGGUUGCUUCAAAUGUUAUGCAAACCGAACAGAUACCUUGCCUAACUGAUACGGCUAUUUUUCCGUCUAACGCUUUUGCAGUUAAUAUCACACUGCCAGUCAUUGUUGGCUCAAUUUUAAUUAAUGGUCAGCAGUAUCUUGGCCAGCAGUUUGCUAACUAUUUGGCCACACCUGUAGCUCAAAAUCAGUUUUAUUUUGGAUUUGGAGCUUCUGUAACUGUCCAAGAUAGCACUUGCACUAAUAGUUCAGGAUGCCCGUGUGGUUAUUCAGGUGGAGUGUUUCAAUAUGAAAUAUGUAGGCAAUCAAUUUGUCCGCGCAUUUCUUGUUCCAAACCGCUUGCUCCACCUCUUGGCAGUUGUUGUAAAAUAUGCGGAACCGUUAUGCAGUUUUCCAUUUCUAGUACCUUUAAUAUUACCGAAUUUGAGCAACAGAUCAAAGUGUCCUUCUUAAAUGCCGCAACCAACGUAUUAUACAACAUACAAACUACGGCGAAUGGAACAGUUUUGUUGAUUUUACAAGAUACUAAUAAUGGAAGUACCUCAGGAACUGCUGCUAUUAAUGUAGGGAAGAAUAUUUUUGAUAAGAUUCGUUCAGGUUGGUAG